UUGCUCGAGGGUACAUCGGCGCAGCAUGUGCCUUCUGAAGAAAAGCAAGAAGUCGAGCAAGUGAAUGGUGAAAUUGGAACAACUAUGAGUUCGAGGAGCAGGCGACGGCAACGAGCAACAGCACGAAAGAAAACGGCAGCUACUCCAAGCACUAGUAAAACGAAGAGCUCAAGCUCACCAGCAUGCACGGCAGUGGAGCAGCCAGCACCACUUAGUAGAGCUUGCAAGAACGCUGCUUUUACCUCAAAAGCUUCACCAAAAGCUCCUGCUAAAGCUCCUGCAAAGGCUCCUCCGAAAGCGCCAGUACGAACCACAAAAUCUCAUAAGGCUAAAACUGCAAAAGCAUCGGCACCAAAGCGACGAAGGGAAAAGGCAUCUGAUCAAGUGGAAAAUGCCAACUCAGCCAAAAGAGCCCGCAAAGGUUACGUAUAUGAAGCUGUCCCUCCGUUACCUUCGGCUCCUGUCAGCGUGAUAGAAGUGGUGAGUAUCAUAGACUUCGGGAUGAGAUUUGAGUAA
This is a messenger RNA of Cylicostephanus goldi, 516 nucleotides long. The record is from the annotation of a GenBank genome assembly. NCBI's taxonomy places the organism in Eukaryota, Metazoa, Nematoda, Chromadorea, Rhabditida, Strongylidae.